This is a messenger RNA of Rosa rugosa (rugosa rose), 1468 nucleotides long. RefSeq lists its product as uncharacterized. Lineage: Eukaryota; Viridiplantae; Streptophyta; Magnoliopsida; Rosales; Rosaceae. The transcript has 3 exons. Gene Ontology annotation, molecular function: glutathione transferase activity. Gene Ontology annotation, cellular component: cytoplasm. Bases 53 to 1318 code for a protein of 421 amino acids. The record is from RefSeq and is a predicted model, not a curated record.
GCCCUGUUAAUGAUGAGGUUGUAGCAGAAAUACUAACGUAACCUACACAAAGAUGAACUGCACUUCCACUUCGCUGCUGAGCUCCUCCUUCCUCCCAACUCCACCAUUGAAUCCCAACAGCUCCUCCUCCUCCUUCCCACGGGCCCCACCCAAGCCCAUCAUCCGCCGCGUCACCACUAAAAUGUCCCUCAACCAACAACCCCCCCAACCGCCGGACCCAACCUCCCUGCUCACCUCCGUCACCAAGCUCCUCUGGGGCCCAUCCCUCCCUCCCGGCCUCCUCAUCUCCACCGUCCGCGCAGCCUGGAACACCACGUGGCGGCUCAUGAUGUCCCAGCUCGCCCCCUCCGAUCCCUCCCUCGCCUACACCCGACCCCCUUCAAGGUUUCGAGCCACACAAAUCCCCCGCCAAAACCAGACCUCCCUCCACCUCUACGUGGGCCUCCCCUGCCCCUGGGCCCACCGCACCCUCAUCGUCCGAGCCCUCAAGGGCCUCGACGACGCCGUCCCCGUCUCAAUCGCCGCUCCGGGCACGGACGGCUCCUGGGAAUUCAAGAACACCCCCGACCCGGAUCCGGAUACCCUCGACCCGACCCGGGACAAAGCAAACGGCUGCAGGACUCUGAAAGAGGUCUACAAAUCUAGAGCGGGAGGGUACGACGGUCGGUCCACAGUGCCAAUGCUAUGGGACGCAAAGAACAAACAAGUACUAUGCAACGAAAGCUACGAUAUAAUCGAGUUGUUCAAUUCGGGUCUGAAUGAACUGGCCCGCAACCCGGGUUUGGAUCUCUCACCGCCUGCAUUGAAGCCAAAGAUUCAAGAAUGGAACAGCAUAAUCUACCCCAAUGUCAAUAAUGGAGUCUAUAGGUGUGGAUUUGCUCAGUCUCAACAAGCAUAUGAUGUAGCAGUGAAUGACUUGUUCAACACACUGGACAAGCUGGAAGAUCAUUUGAGCCGAUUUCGCUACCUGUGCGGAGAUGAACUGACGCUUGCGGAUGUUUGCCUCUUCACCACUCUCAUCCGGUUCGAUCUCGCCUACAAUGUCUUGUUCAAAUGCACCAGGAGGAAGCUGAUCGAGUAUCCAAACCUUCAUGCUUACAUGCGUGACAUUUACCAGAUUCCAAAGGUUGCAGAAACUUGCAAUUUUCAGUUGAUCAUGGAGGGCUACUACAAAACCCUUUUCCCACUCAAUCCAGGCAGCAUUCAGCCUAUAAUUCCUGCCGGAUCCGAGCAUCAAGAACUUCAGAGGCCGCAUAACAGGGAUUCAUUGUCCCAUGAAGACGCCAGGGAAUCAGCAGCAGCACUUUCUGUUUCGUAACGGAUACGGCAAGUUUGUACAUAUGCGUACAUGAACCUACGGAAAAUGUAAUGACAUUGAAACUGCCUUCCUCAAGGGUGCAAGGGUGCCUGCCCCCAUAGGUUGUAUAUUUUGGUGAUGCAUAUAUAAUAUCAACAUACCAUAAGCUAA